AUGAGACAGAGGGGAAACGUUAUCCAGCGUCUAAUUACUCACACGCGUAAAUUUAUUGUGUUUUUCCUGGAGACUAACACAGCCCACGGUCUUCAGUAUUUGGUUCUCUACGGCCUCCAUGCAGUGGAACGCAUCGUUUGGAUAUGCUGCAUUGCGAUUGGAAUUUUCGGAAUGAUCUCACUAGCUCAGCGUAUAUUGUAUCGGUAUCAAACAUCGCCGAUGGUGGUUUCGAUGGAUCGCAAUAUGUAUUUUUGGAACACAAGCUUUCCUAGCCUCACACUGUGCCCCCAUAUCCGAAUUGAUAGUGUCAAAGUCGACCAGUACAUCCAAUUGCAUUCGGAAAAGUUCGCUACAAACGAGGAUGCCGUGGAUUUUAGAGAAUUCAUUGUUAAACUGGCAAAUGUGACGUACGAAACUUUUCUGGAAUUACCAAUGAAUAGAACAUACGGAAUCUUGAGCGAAGAUUAUUUAGACCUGAUAAUGAAUCUUUCGUUGCCCUUGCAAUUCGCGGUCAGUAGUGGAACUACGGUACCCGUAAAAUUACAACCGACUGUCACGGAAACGGGGAUAUGUGUCGCGGUGAACUCAAGAAUGGCAAUAUACAGUUCCCGCGAAUAUUGGAAGAAUCAACGCUGGGAUUUAGUACCACUACCAACGUUAUCUGUGAUUCAUCCUCUGGAUGGCGAGGUGUUAUCUCAGUUGAAUGAAUUAAAAAGUUCAUAUGAUGUAUAUUUCCACGGCUAUAUGGAGGUCCCGGAGAUCUCCAAGAAAAGAUAUUCAUUCUACGAAGCAUUCUUCACAACGGUUGAACUAUCUGCACAAGAAAUUUUCACUUCGUCCAACGCGAAAGAGUAA
Toxorhynchites rutilus septentrionalis is the source of this 855-nucleotide messenger RNA. RefSeq lists its product as uncharacterized. The record is from RefSeq and is a predicted model, not a curated record. The transcript has a single exon. Gene Ontology annotation, cellular component: membrane. NCBI's taxonomy places the organism in Eukaryota, Metazoa, Arthropoda, Insecta, Diptera, Culicidae. Gene Ontology annotation, biological process: sodium ion transmembrane transport. Bases 1 to 855 code for a protein of 284 amino acids. Gene Ontology annotation, molecular function: ligand-gated sodium channel activity.